Molecule: messenger RNA, 2106 nt
Organism: Cynocephalus volans (Philippine flying lemur)
Lineage: Eukaryota; Metazoa; Chordata; Mammalia; Dermoptera; Cynocephalidae
Gene: RPH3A
Product: rabphilin 3A
Exons: 20
Coding region: 1-2106 (701 amino acids)
Biological process (GO): exocytosis; regulation of calcium ion-dependent exocytosis; intracellular protein transport
Cellular component (GO): synapse; neuron projection; extrinsic component of synaptic vesicle membrane
Molecular function (GO): small GTPase binding
Source: RefSeq, a predicted model, not a curated record
AUGACUGAUACCGUGUUCAGCAACAGCUCUAACCGGUGGAUGUAUCCCAGUGACCGGCCCCUUCAAUCCAAUGAUAAAGAACAGCUUCAGGCUGGCUGGUCUGUCCACCCCAGUGGUCAGCCUGACAGACAGAGGAAGCAGGAAGAACUGACAGAUGAGGAGAAGGAAAUCAUCAACAGGGUGAUCGCUCGAGCUGAGAAAAUGGAAGAGAUGGAGCAAGAGCGAAUUGGGCGCCUGGUGGACCGCCUGGAGAACAUGAGGAAGAAUGUGGCUGGGGAUGGGGUGAACCGCUGCAUACUGUGUGGAGAACAGCUGGGGAUGCUGGGCUCCACCUGUGUAGUGUGUGAGGACUGUAAAAAGAAUGUCUGCACCAAGUGUGGGGUGGAGACCUCCAAUAACCGCCUGCAUUCUGUGUGGCUCUGCAAAAUCUGCAUCGAGCAGAGAGAGGUGUGGAAGCGUUCUGGAGCAUGGUUCUUCAAGGGCUUCCCCAAACAGGCCCUCCCACAGCCUAUGCCUGUAAAGAAGACCAAGCCCCAGCAGCUUGUCAGCGAGCCUGCUGCCCCCGAGCAGCCUGCUCCCGAGCCCAAGCACACGGCCCGGCCUCCAGCUCGAGGUGACACUGAAGACAGGAGGGGCCCAGGUCAGAAGACAGGCACUGACCUGACCUCUGCUCCUGGGCGAGGAAACUAUGGGCCUCCUGUGCGCAGGGCCUCUGAGGCGCGCAUGAGCUCAUCUAGCCGGGACUCAGAGAGCUGGGACCACGGCCACGGUGGGGGUGCAGGGGACUCCCGCCGGAGCCCAGGAGGUUUGAGACGGGCCAACUCGGUCCAGGCCUCCAGACCCGUCCCAGCCUCGAUGCAGAGCCCAGCACCUCCUCAGCCUGGGCAGCCAGGGCCCCUGGGCAGCAGCAGACCCGGUCCUGGGCCAGUGGGACGUUUUCCAGAUCAGAGACCAGAGGUGGCUCCAAGUGACCCCGGCUAUACAGGGACCACUGCCCCACCCAGGGAGGAGAGAACAGGGGGAGUUGGGGGUUACUCAGCAUCUGGAGCCAGGGAGGACCGAGUGGGCCACCCACCGGGUCCCUACCCCCAAGCAUCUGCAGCUGCCCCCCAGCCUGCUGUGGCCCCUGCUCGCCAACCACCACCCCCGGAGGAGGAGGAAGAAGCCAACAGCUACGACUCAGAUGAAGCAACCACCCUGGGAGCCCUGGAAUUCAGCCUUCUCUAUGAUCAGGACAACAGCUCCCUGCAGUGCACCAUCAUAAAGGCCAAGGGACUGAAGCCCAUGGAUUCCAAUGGCUUGGCCGAUCCCUACGUUAAGCUGCACCUCCUGCCAGGAGCCAGCAAGUCCAACAAGCUUCGCACAAAAACUCUACGGAACACGCGGAACCCCAUCUGGAACGAGACUCUCAUCUAUCAUGGCAUCACCGAUGAGGACAUGCAAAGGAAGACUCUCAGGAUCUCUGUCUGUGAUGAGGACAAAUUUGGCCAUAAUGAGUUUAUUGGUGAGACCAGAUUCUCGCUCAAGAAACUGAAGCCCAACCAGAGGAAGAAUUUCAAUAUCUGUUUGGAGCGAGUGAUCCCCAUGAAGCGUGCCGGGACCACCGGGUCAGCCCGAGGCAUGGCGCUUUAUGAGGAGGAGCAGGUGGAACGGAUUGGUGACAUAGAAGAGCGUGGCAAGAUCCUAGUGUCCCUCAUGUACAGCACACAGCAGGGGGGCCUCAUCGUGGGCAUUAUACGCUGCGUGCACUUGGCUGCCAUGGAUGCCAAUGGCUACUCGGACCCAUUCGUCAAGCUCUGGCUGAAACCAGAUAUGGGAAAGAAGGCCAAACACAAGACUCAAAUUAAAAAGAAAACCUUGAACCCCGAAUUUAAUGAGGAGUUUUUCUAUGACAUCAAACACAGUGACCUGGCAAAGAAGUCCCUGGACAUCUCCGUCUGGGACUAUGACAUCGGCAAGUCCAAUGAUUAUAUCGGCGGCUGCCAGCUGGGGAUCUCGGCCAAGGGAGAGCGCUUAAAACAUUGGUACGAGUGUCUGAAAAAUAAGGACAAGAAGAUCGAGCGCUGGCACCAGCUACAGAAUGAGAAUCAUGUGUCAAGCGAUUAG